Messenger RNA from Mycena citricolor, 573 nucleotides. The record is from the annotation of a GenBank genome assembly. Lineage: Eukaryota; Fungi; Basidiomycota; Agaricomycetes; Agaricales; Mycenaceae.
GGUUGUGCUACGAGCUGCUUCCGCACGGGUAUUCUCCUCUUCUGUGAGCUCUGUAGGACCCCAAAAUUCUAUCUGUCAGUCUAUUUAAGUCAUGACGGGCCUCACUUCCAUCGCGUCACUUCAAAAGCGACUCAGAUGUCUCCAACCCAAAUCAGCACUGCAAUAUCUAGCUCUGUUCUACAAAGUUAUGCGAUCCAAAAGACUGGAGCCGAGACCCCAACCGCGGCGUGCAAUACAAUUGCCCCAGAAUCUCUUACACAACCCACGUUUUGGGGCAGUUCCAUGCCCCCUUCGAGUCUCUCACCGUCAUCGACGUCCCCAAUCGAAACAGGCAACAAAUUCAUCCUCAGUCUCGGGGCAACAGGCCUGCGCGGCACCGCAGCAGGAUUGGCGAUCGGAUUUCUCGCAGCCUCCGUGGCAUGUUUUCUAGGCCUCGUCCUGACUGUAACUUUGGUGAAAUGUGGGAUCUUGAACCGCCGUUCUGGAGCAGUACGCGUCUUUGCCACUGCUUACGAUCCGUUGUCGAGGCGGAGCCUGUUCCGUUGAUUGAUAGGAAUGAAACUUGGCGUAUUU